AUGGCCAUUAUCAUUUGUAAAAGGCUGUGGAAUGAUGGCGAUAUCAUAGUUGGGGGUAUUUUCCCCUUACACAGUCACUGGGAGAUCAUAGAUUUAUCUUAUUCGGUUGUGCCACCUCCAGUGAAGUGUCUGAGUCUUGAUUUUACAGCUUUACAAUCAUCACUGACCCUGAUUUUUGCAAUAGAGGAGAUCAACAACAGUUCACUGCUACUGCCAGGAGUCAGACUAGGCUACAAGGUUUAUGACACAUGUAGUUCUGCAUUAGUUGGGGUUAAAAUGGCUAUGGCACUUGUGAAUGGAUAUGAGAACAUAAUCUUGGAUGAAUCCUGUACAAAGCCAGUACAGGUGCAAGCUAUAAUAGGUGAAGCAUACUCAACUGUGACAAUGGCUAUAGCAAAGAGCAUAGGACCUUUUAGCGUUCCUUUGAUCAGUUACUUUUCAACCUGUGAGUGUCUCAGUGACAAAAGGAAAUACCCCUCCUUUCUGCGCACUAUUCCCAGUGAUUAUUUCCAGAGCAGAGCACUAGCAGAGAUGGUCAAACACUUUGGCUGGACCUGGGUUGGAGCAAUUAGAAGAGAUGAUGACUAUGGAAACAGUGGGAUGGCUGCAUUUACUGAAGUUGCAAAGAAAUUGGGCAUCUGUUUAGAAUAUUCCCUUCCAUUUUCCAAAACGUACUCACAAGAAAGAGUAUUGAGAAUUGUUGAGCAGAUCAAAAGUGCCACGUCUCGAGUGAUUGUGGGAUUUCUUGGCACUUGGGAGCUGGAGAUCUUGCUCCAUGUGUUCUUCGAGCACAACAUCACUGGAUUCCAGUGGGUAGGAACUGAGGGUUGGAUUUCUGAUUCAGAAUUGGCUGCACUAGAUAAGAACAACAUACUAAAAGGAGCCAUUGGGCUAGCCAUUCCUAAAACGAAGGUCACAGGCCUAAAAAACUUUUUUCUUGACCUAACAUCACUAAAAUCUUCAGGCAGUGGAAUAUUUAAAGAAUUCUGGGAAACACUCUUUAAGUGUAAAUAUACAGUACAGAAUAAUUCAGAGAACAUUUCAGUGUGCACAGGAGAAGAAAAUUUGUCUGAGGUGGAAAACAUCUUCAGUGACAUCUCCUUGAUGCCAAUUUUCAGUAAUGUUUAUAAAGGAGUAUAUGCUAUUGCCCAUACCCUCCACAAGUUUCUUGGGUGUAAGAAAACCUGUCCUACAAAAAAUCAGCCUGAUCCUUUCACGUUUUUACAGCACCUUAAAAAUGUGCAUUUCAAAAGCAAAGAAGGUGAAGAAGUAUAUUUCGAUGAAAAUGGUGACCCUCCUGCAAAAUAUGAAAUAAUAAACUGGCAAGUACCAAAAUCUGUAUGCAGUGAGAGCUGUUCUCCUGGCACAAGGAAAGCUGUACAAAAAGGAAAGCCUAUCUGCUGUUUUGACUGCAUACCAUGUGCUGAAGGAGAGAUCAGUAACAUGACAGAUUCUAUUACAUGUGAACAAUGCCAGCAAGAUUACUGGUCAAAUCCUAAGAGAAAUGAAUGUGUAAAGAAAGAAAUUGAAUAUCUUUCUUAUGAGGAAACUAUGGGAAUUAUCCUGACAGCUGCUUCUCUUAUUGGUGCAUUGAUAACAGUGAUAAUGACCAUAAUAUUAUAUAAAUAUAGAAAUACUCCAAUAGUCAAAGCCAACAACUCUGAGCUGAGCUUUCUGCUGCUUUUUUCAUUGGUUCUGUGUUUCCUCUGUUCACUUACAUUCAUUGGUCAGCCCUCUGAAUUGUCCUGUAUGCUACGUCACACAGUCUUUGGGAUCACCUUUGUCCUUUGUGUCUCUUGUGUCCUGGGGAAAACAGUAGUGGUGUUAAUGGCCUUCAAAGCUACACUUCCAGGGAGCAAUGUCAUGAAAUGGUUUGGCCCUCCACAACAGAGACUCAGUGUACUUGCAUUCACUCUUAUGCAAGUCCUUAUUUGUAUUCUUUGGUUGACAAUAUCCCCUCCUUUCCCCUUAAAAAAUUUUAAGCGCUCCAAGGAAAAGAUUAUUCUAGAAUGUCACUUGGGAUCAGCUAUAGGGUUCUGGGCUGUGCUUGGUUAUAUAGGAUUUUUAGCAUUACUAUGUUUUAUUUUGGCUUUUUUGGCCCGGAAGUUGCCUGACAACUUUAAUGAAGCCAAGUUCAUUACAUUCAGUAUGCUUAUAUUCUGUGCAGUUUGGCUCACUUUUAUUCCAGCUUAUAUCAGCUCUCCUGGAAAAUUUACGGUAGCUGUAGAGAUAUUUGCCAUUUUAGCAUCAAGCUUUGGCUUGCUAUUUUGCAUCUUUUUCCCAAAGUGUUACAUUAUAAUUUUAAAACCAGAAAAAAAUAAUAAGAAGCAACUUAUGGGUAAAAUAUCAGAGAGCUAA
Messenger RNA from Clarias gariepinus (North African catfish), 2358 nucleotides. RefSeq names its product extracellular calcium-sensing receptor-like. Gene Ontology annotation, molecular function: G protein-coupled receptor activity. Lineage: Eukaryota; Metazoa; Chordata; Actinopteri; Siluriformes; Clariidae. Gene Ontology annotation, biological process: G protein-coupled receptor signaling pathway. The record is from RefSeq and is a predicted model, not a curated record. The transcript is spliced from 7 exons. Gene Ontology annotation, cellular component: membrane. The coding region runs from base 1 to 2358 and encodes 785 amino acids.